Molecule: messenger RNA, 2883 nt
Organism: Mesocricetus auratus (golden hamster)
Lineage: Eukaryota; Metazoa; Chordata; Mammalia; Rodentia; Cricetidae
Gene: Arx
Product: aristaless related homeobox
Exons: 5
Coding region: 259-1944 (561 amino acids)
Biological process (GO): regulation of transcription by RNA polymerase II
Molecular function (GO): DNA-binding transcription factor activity, RNA polymerase II-specific; RNA polymerase II transcription regulatory region sequence-specific DNA binding
Source: RefSeq, a predicted model, not a curated record
CAGAGAGACUCCAGAGCUCGGCGCCCGCGGCUCACUACACUUGUAACCGCUUGUCCUGAGCGCGGAGAGGACGAGCUCCGGCUGAGGCCAGGGUGAAAGUCCGCAGCCCGCAACCGAAGGACAGAGAGGAACAAAGAUCUCAGUAAUACUUGUUAUAAUCAGCCACCCUAACCACCCCCAGCACACACUCAUUCAUCCCACCCACCAGGAGAGGCAGCCAGAGGUCCGCAGUCUGAGCCCAAGGGAAAAGCUCCAGCCAUGAGCAAUCAGUACCAGGAAGAGGGCUGCUCCGAGAGGCCCGAGUGCAAGAGUAAAUCUCCAACUUUGCUCUCGUCCUACUGCAUCGACAGCAUCCUGGGUCGGAGAAGCCCGUGCAAAAUGAGGCUUCUGGGAGCCGCGCAGAGCUUGCCUGCCCCGCUGGCCAGCCGCGCUGACCAGGAAAAAGCCAUGCAAGGCUCUCCCAAAGGCAGCAGCGCCCAGUUCGAGGCUGAGCUGCACCUGCCACCCAAGCUGCGGCGCCUGUACGGCCCGGGUGGGGGCCGCCUCCUCCAGGGCGCCGCGGCAGCGGCGGCGGCGGCGGCAGCGGCGGCGGCAGCUGCAGCCACGGCCACUGGCACCGCAGGUCCUCGCGGAGAGGUACCUCCACCGCCACCGCCAGCCGCGCGGCCAGGAGAGCGUCCGGACAGCGCGGGGGCCGUGGCCGCCGCCGCAGCCGCCUGGGACACCCUCAAGAUCAGCCAGGCACCGCAGGUGAGCAUCAGCCGCAGCAAGUCGUACCGCGAGAAUGGGGCGCCCUUCGUGCCACCGCCGCCCGCGCUGGACGAGCUGGGUGGCCCGGGGGGCGUCGCGCACCCCGAGGAGCGCCUGGGCGCCGCCAGCGGACCCAGCAGUGCCCCGGCGGCGAGUGGUGGCACGGGCACCGAGGAUGACGAGGAGGAGCUGUUAGAGGAUGAAGACGAUGAAGAUGAGGAAGAGGAGCUGCUGGAAGAUGACGAAGAGGAGUUGCUGGAGGACGAUGCCCGUGCACUGCUCAAGGAGCCCAGGCGCUGCUCUGUGGCCGCCACCGGCACGGUGGCCGCCGCCGCCGCCGCCGCCGCUGUGGCCACCGAGGGUGGAGAGCUGUCGCCCAAGGAAGAGCUGUUGCUGCACCCAGAGGACGCCGAGGGCAAGGAUGGCGAGGACAGCGUGUGUCUGUCCGCGGGCAGCGACUCAGAGGAGGGGCUACUGAAGCGCAAACAGAGGCGCUACCGCACCACGUUCACCAGCUACCAGCUGGAGGAACUGGAGAGGGCCUUCCAGAAGACGCACUACCCGGACGUCUUCACCAGGGAGGAGCUGGCCAUGAGGCUGGACCUAACUGAGGCCCGAGUCCAGGUGUGGUUCCAGAACCGUCGGGCCAAGUGGCGCAAGCGAGAGAAGGCUGGCGCGCAGACCCAUCCCCCGGGGCUGCCCUUUCCAGGGCCUCUCUCGGCCACCCAUCCCCUCAGCCCCUACCUGGAUGCCAGCCCUUUUCCUCCACACCACCCAGCGCUUGACUCGGCCUGGACCGCCGCCGCUGCCGCUGCAGCAGCCGCCUUCCCGAGCCUACCACCGCCUCCAGGCUCGGCUAGCCUGCCGCCCAGCGGGGCGCCGCUGGGCCUGAGCACUUUCCUAGGAGCAGCGGUGUUCCGGCAUCCGGCCUUCAUCAGCCCAGCGUUUGGCAGGCUCUUUUCCACCAUGGCCCCCCUGACCAGCGCGUCGACCGCGGCUGCGCUCCUGAGACAGCCCACACCCGCGGUGGAGGGCGCAGUGGCCUCGGGCGCGCUGGCUGACCCGGCCACCGCCGCCGCAGACAGACGCGCAUCCAGCAUAGCGGCUCUGAGGCUCAAGGCCAAGGAGCACGCCGCACAGCUCACGCAGCUCAACAUCCUGCCGGGCACUAGCACGGGCAAGGAGGUGUGCUAAAGGCUGCCCUCCACUCUCGCGCCCCUUGGGCGCGUCCCGAAAGGUCACCUCACUCAGCAUCACUCAAGACCAAAUGGAAACAGAGGACCAGCACACUCCCAAGACGGCACAGAAAGAGCGCAGCCGCCUUCGCAGCAGCCUGAAAGCGGACAAGGCAGCUCUUAGCGCUAAAGGACGUGGCACCUCUUCAGCUGGCUGUCCACAUGCCCCUGCCCGUGUCCCUACCCCUGUCACUGCCAACGUUGCUCCAACUCGAAAGUCCACUCUCCCAUUCUUACCUUACUGAAAUUAACGGAGAGGGUUUCUCCCCAAGAUGCCUAGUAUUGAAGUUUUAAAAAUUAAAAGCCCAACCUUCUCUUCCUCCGGAUACCCCACUUAGCUUUUCUUUUGAAUAGUAUUUUGGCGCUCUAAGUUAAUUACAGCGCAGGCCCGGCUAGACACCAGGGCAAGAGAAGCAAAUGCGAAUCUGUAAGAUAGUUAACAGUGCACUUAAAGGAAAGGGGCGUCUCGUUCUUGUUCUCUUCUUUAUCAUACACCAACCAAGGUUUUUAUAUCAAACCAAAGGGAAAUACUCUGCUAGAAUAUGGACUGUUGAAGUCACCAAACUGUGAUUAUUGAUUCUGUACAUACCAUUGUUAUUAAAAAAAGAACAGAGCUUUGUAUAUUUGAAAUGUUAUAACGCAAUUGCACUCAGCGUGGUAUGGUAAAAGUUUGUCCUCCUGUAGAUUCUUACUGUGUUGUAGAUACGGUAGGGUACCUAGACAAAUAUUUAUGUACUCAAGCCCUUUAUUUAACUUAUUAACUGUAGAGGCUUUGGAAACCUUCAAGAUAAAGGCAAUGGUACAGUACUUUUGUGUAAUGUGUAAUUGUUAUCACUUUUCCUUGCUAUCUAGUGGAGAAGUGUCACGCUCAAAAUAAAAAAAUAUAUGUUUAACAAAA